Molecule: messenger RNA, 802 nt
Organism: Ceratosolen solmsi marchali
Lineage: Eukaryota; Metazoa; Arthropoda; Insecta; Hymenoptera; Agaonidae
Gene: Yip1d1
Product: Yip1 domain-containing 1
Exons: 2
Coding region: 1-783 (260 amino acids)
Biological process (GO): endoplasmic reticulum to Golgi vesicle-mediated transport; vesicle fusion with Golgi apparatus
Cellular component (GO): trans-Golgi network
Source: RefSeq, a predicted model, not a curated record
AUGGCAGGUUAUUCUCAAAAAGAUAAAUAUUGGACUCCAUCAAUUCAAAAUCAAUUUAAUUUUGAAAAUAGUAGUUUUAAUCAAUCUAACCAACAAUUUGACUUUGCAACUUAUAAUGAUCAACAAUCAAGUGAAUAUGGAACGUAUUUAAAUCAAGAAUAUUUGAAUCCUAAUCAAACUACUGGAUAUGUUGGUAAUUUAUUUAAACCCAAUAAUUAUAAUCAAGGAACAACUUUUACAGAUGAAGAAGAUGAACCACCACUUUUAGAAGAACUUGGAAUAAAUCCAGAUAGAAUUGUACAAAAAACAUUAGCUGUUCUGAAUCCAUUUCACAGGGAUGGACAAGCAGAUGAUGUAAAUUAUCUUUUACAAGAUACUGAUUUAGCUGGACCUAUAGGAUUUUGUUUAUUAUUAGCAGGAUUUUUAUUAUUAGCUGGAUCAAAAGCACAUUUUGGAUAUGUGUAUGGAUUAGCAGUGACUUCGUGUAUAUUAAUGUAUAUUUUGCAAUCACUAAUGAGCAACACUGAAAAUAUUACCUUGGCAUCAGUUGCAUCUAUUUUAGGUUAUUGUAUACUUCCAGUAGUUGGAUUAGCAGGUUUAGGUAUUUUUACAAGUCUUCGUGGAUUCUAUGGUCUAAUCCUAGCUGUAAUAGUUGUUGCAUGGGCUACUCUAUCGUCAUCUAGACUAUUUUGUGUUAUGUCUGGUGAUAAUAAACAACGAUUUUUGAUAGCUUAUCCAUGUCUUUUAUUAUAUGGAGUUUUCACAUUAAUUAUAAUUUUUUAAAGUUUUAUAUAGACUAUUU